Messenger RNA from Henningerozyma blattae CBS 6284, 642 nucleotides. Its product is annotated as inositol phosphorylceramide synthase regulatory subunit KEI1. Gene Ontology annotation, molecular function: inositol phosphoceramide synthase regulator activity. NCBI's taxonomy places the organism in Eukaryota, Fungi, Ascomycota, Saccharomycetes, Saccharomycetales, Saccharomycetaceae. The transcript has a single exon. Gene Ontology annotation, cellular component: inositol phosphoceramide synthase complex; Golgi membrane. The record is from RefSeq and is a predicted model, not a curated record. Gene Ontology annotation, biological process: inositol phosphoceramide metabolic process. The coding region runs from base 1 to 642 and encodes 213 amino acids.
AUGUAUAAACGAAUAACUAGUUCAUAUUCAAAAGUAUUGCCAAACUCUUUUUUCAUCUUAUUCCCAUUGUAUCUAGGGGUAGAACUGAUCUUAGGGAUAUGCAUCUUGAACAAGUGUUCAGGUUUUUAUGGGAUUCUAGCUUUAUUCACAGGGCAUCCACUUUCUAUCGUACAAUGGUUGACUUAUAUCUGGUCCAUCUUCACUCUAUUGAUCUACACACAAGGUAUGUUCCAUAUUAAAAAACCAAACGUGUAUCUUUUUUCGCAAAUAUUUACUAUUUUUUCCCUAGAUACAAUCUUCACAUUAUUCUUAACUUUAUACUUCGCUUUAGAUUGGUUCAGUUCAGAUCAUUCCAAUAAACAAUCCGAAAAUUCCCUUCAAAGAACUGAAAAGGACAUAGAAUUAUCUCAAAAGCAAGGUGCCUCUUCCACUUAUGAAUUAUUUUUAAUAGUCAUUGUAACUCUAUUCACACUUAUCUCAAGAUGCUAUUACAAUCUAGUACUAGCUUCCUUCUUACACAAAUUAUUCAUAAAUCCAAAAUUUAUCAUUGAUCAAGAUGAUGUAGAAACAGAUUUGAAAAAUAAAUCAUUCUUUAAAAAAUUUGGUGGUAUUUCCAAAAAAUUGUUUUCUCAUUUCUUCUAA